Messenger RNA from Papilio machaon (common yellow swallowtail), 1193 nucleotides. RefSeq names its product very-long-chain 3-oxoacyl-CoA reductase (gene spidey). The transcript has 7 exons. The record is from RefSeq and is a predicted model, not a curated record. Gene Ontology annotation, molecular function: oxidoreductase activity. Bases 185 to 1144 code for a protein of 319 amino acids. Gene Ontology annotation, cellular component: endoplasmic reticulum. Lineage: Eukaryota; Metazoa; Arthropoda; Insecta; Lepidoptera; Papilionidae.
AGAUCGUACGCGUUCGGCGAUCGUUCCUCAGUACAUGCGUCAACUUUCUUCCGUACAGUUCGUUGUGCGCAUGCGCGAACUAUGUCAAACGUCUCUCCGUGAUUUUCACUAUUCUUCAUAACCUCAUCGCUCACCUCCAUAAAUAUUUUCUCUCUUACGUUCAUCUAAUUAAAUAACAUUAAAAAUGCCGAAGGAAUAUACAUUAUUAGAAAUGUGCGGAAUAGCUUUUAUAGCAUCGUUAAUAUUGUUCGUGCUUAAUCGUAUAUUCCAAUUAAUUUAUUUGUGUUAUCUGGGCCCACCGAUGAAGCAAGUGGAUUUCCCAUCAAAGGGACAAUGGGCAGUGGUUACCGGAUGUACUGAUGGUAUUGGAAAGCAAUACGCUCAUGAGCUGGCAAGCCGCGGCUGCGACAUCGUGCUGAUCAGCCGUUCCAUGGAAAAACUAGAGAUGACUGCCGACGAACUGGCUAAAUACGGCGUAACAACAAAGAUCAUACAAGCUGAUUUCACCGAGGGCGACGAAAUCUAUAACAAAAUUGAAAAAGAGCUUGCGGAUCUCGAGAUUGGUACUCUGGUUAACAAUGUGGGCGUGUCCUACACUUACCCGGAAUUUUUCCUCGAAAUACCCGAUCGGAAUAAAACAGUGGAUAACAUACUGAAGACCAACUGCCUGCCGGUGACACGUAUGACCAGUAUCGUAAUGCCGGGGAUGAAGAAGCGAGGAAAGGGUGUGAUCGUUAACAUCGGUUCCGCAUCAUCCAUGAUACCGAGUCCCCUGCUCACAGUUUACGCUGCUUCUAAGGCUUACGUUGACAAGUUCACCGAGGGUAUAAAUAUGGAGUAUAGCAAACAUGGUAUCAUUGUUCAAUGCGUGUUGCCCGGUUUCGUCUGCUCGAAUAUGUCCGGCAUUCGUCGUAGCUCUUUCUUUGCACCAACCGCUAAACAAUUUGUCCGUUCCGCAAUCAGACUGGUGGGGACGACAAGCAGAACCACUGGAUAUUUACCACACGCUUUGUUCGUGAAGACACUAAACGCCAUUUACUCGCUCACGGGUCCCUUCGCGAUCUGGCUCGUUACUCGAUCUAUGGAAAACAGUCGAAGAAAAGCGUUGAAGAAGAAAGGAAAAUUGGAAGUUUCAAAUGCUUGACGUGUGAAAUUUUGAAACGGUCCACUAGCUUUAAACAAAUAAGGAAAAA